Molecule: messenger RNA, 1047 nt
Organism: Megalops cyprinoides (Indo-Pacific tarpon)
Lineage: Eukaryota; Metazoa; Chordata; Actinopteri; Elopiformes; Megalopidae
Product: C-factor-like
Exons: 6
Coding region: 117-893 (258 amino acids)
Source: RefSeq, a predicted model, not a curated record
AGAAUAAACAACCGCUACAGGAGUGUAUAAAGGAAGGCGGUUGUGAGCCCCAGACGGAGAGAGACGCACAGACACGCAGCACCUGCAGCUGAGAGAGGGAGAGACCCAGCACGACGAUGGCAGUGAGUAAAGUUCAAAGUGUCCUGAUCACUGGAGCCAACAGGGGUUUGGGUUUGGAGAUGGUGAGGCAGCUGGCGGAGUCGUCCGGCCCCGCCCGCCUGGUGUUUGCAACGUGCCGUGACCCCAAUGCCCCAAAGUCAAAGGACUUGCAGGAGCUGGCAAAGAAGCACCCCAAAGUGGUCACUGUCCUCCGACUCGAUGCCACAGACCCCCGCAGUGUGAAGGAAGCCUCCAAUCAGGUAGGGCUGCGCCUGCAGGGGGGCGGGCUCAACCUGCUGGUGAACAACGCUGGUGUGCUGACCCACGGGACCCUGCAGACCACCAGCAGCCAGGACAUGCAGGACGCCUUCAACAGCAACGUACUGGGUCCCAUGUGCGUCACCAAGGAGUUCCUGCCCUACCUGCGCACGGCGGCCCAGGCCAGCGGCCAGCCCGGCAUGUCCUGCAGGAAGGCGGCCGUCAUCAACAUCUCCACGCUGCUGGCCUCCAUGGCUUCCGUCUCCCAGGCCUACGCCUUCUUCCCCGCCUUCUCCUACCGCGUCAGUAAGGCAGGGUUGAACAUGCUGAAUCAGUGUGCUGUGGAGGAGUUCAGGAAGGAUGAGAUCCUGUUUGCUGUUCUGCACCCCGGCUGGGUUCGUACCCAGCUGGGGGGGAAGGAGGCGGACAUCGACGCUGCGGAGAGUGUUCGGGGAAUGCUGCGUGUGAUGGAGUCUCUCACAGAGAAGCAGAAUGGAGCCUUCCUGGACUACCAGGGCAAGUCCCUUCCCUGGUGACCCUGGAAGCAGGAGGGGUCCUCACAGCGAUUCCCUGGUGACCCUGGAAGCAGGAGGGGUCCUCACAGCGAUUCCCUGGUGACCCUGGAAGCAGGAGGGGUCCUCACAGCGAAGGCAUUUUCUGUCCCUGACACAAAUAAACAUGUGCUGAAAA